Messenger RNA from Sitodiplosis mosellana (orange wheat blossom midge), 1457 nucleotides. Its product is annotated as tubulin beta chain-like. Lineage: Eukaryota; Metazoa; Arthropoda; Insecta; Diptera; Cecidomyiidae. Bases 1 to 1335 code for a protein of 444 amino acids. Gene Ontology annotation, biological process: mitotic cell cycle; microtubule cytoskeleton organization. Gene Ontology annotation, molecular function: GTPase activity; structural constituent of cytoskeleton; GTP binding. The transcript is spliced from 4 exons. The record is from RefSeq and is a predicted model, not a curated record. Gene Ontology annotation, cellular component: microtubule; cytoplasm.
AUGCGUGAAAUUGUUCAUCUGCAAGCUGGCCAGUGCGGAAAUCAAAUCGGCGCUAAAUUUUGGGAAGUAAUUUCGGACGAGCAUUCCAUUGAUGCUACCGGCACAUAUUAUGGCGAUUCUGACUUGCAAUUGGAACGCAUUAAUGUGUAUUACAACGAAGCGACUGGAGGAAAAUACGUGCCCAGAGCGGUUCUGAUCGAUCUGGAACCAGGUACAAUGGACUCAGUGCGGAGCGGACCAUUCGGUCAAAUUUUCCGGCCCGAUAAUUUCGUGUUCGGCCAAUCAGGUGCUGGAAACAAUUGGGCGAAAGGCCAUUACACAGAAGGUGCUGAAUUGGUCGAUUCAGUGCUUGACGUUGUGCGCAAAGAGGCUGAAGGCUGCGAUUGCUUGCAGGGCUUCCAAUUCACACAUUCGAUUGGCGGCGGCACCGGAUCUGGCAUGGGAACAUUGCUGAUCUCAAAGAUUCGUGAAGAAUAUCCCGACAGAAUCAUGAUGACAUUCUCAAUUGUACCAUCACCGAAGGUCUCAGACACAGUUGUUGAACCAUACAAUGCCACAUUGAGCGUCCACCAGCUCGUUGAAAACACCGAUGAAUGUUUCUGCAUCGAUAACGAAGCGCUGUAUGAUAUUUGCUACCGAACAUUGAAACUGACCACACCAACCUACGGAGACUUGAAUCAUCUUGUAUCAGCUACGAUGUCGGGAGUCACCACUUGUCUGCGUUUCCCCGGCCAACUGAAUGCUGACCUCCGAAAAUUGGCAGUCAACAUGGUUCCAUUCCCUCGUUUGCAUUUCUUCAUCACCGGCUUUGCUCCACUAACAUCCCGCGGCUCGCAACAAUAUCGUGCACUCUCCGUUCCAGAAUUGGCGCAGCAAAUGUUCGAUUCGAAGAACAUGAUGGCUGCAUGUGAUCCGAGACACGGAAAAUACUUGACAGUUGCAGCUGUUUUCCGUGGCCGUAUGUCAAUGAAAGAAGUGGACGAACAGAUGCUGAACAUCCAAAACAAGAAUAGCAGCUAUUUUGUUGAAUGGAUCCCGAAUAAUUGCAAAACGGCCGUUUGCGACAUUCCACCGCGUGGCUUGAAAAUGUCCGGCACUUUCAUUGGAAACUCGACGAGCAUUCAAGAGCUCUUCCGUCGCGUGUCCGAACAAUUUACAGCAAUGUUCCGCCGAAAAGCAUUUUUGCAUUGGUAUUUGGGUGAGGGUAUGGACGAAGCGGAAUUUGCCGAAGCCGAGAAUAACAUGAAUGACUUGAUUUCGGAAUACCAACAGUAUCAAGAAGCAGCGGCUGAUAUCGAUGACGAUGAAGCUGAUGAUGACAACGACGGAUAUUAGCACUUGGACGAUGUAAAGAAUGAAACAAAACAAUCUAACAGCACACGACUAUUGUGACUACUUAAUUUCAUAUUUUAACUCUCAAUAAAAAAAAAACUCCGCAAAUUAUUUUGCUUAUCAAA